This is a messenger RNA of Belonocnema kinseyi, 8328 nucleotides long. Its product is annotated as protein dopey-1 homolog. The coding region runs from base 667 to 8055 and encodes 2462 amino acids. Gene Ontology annotation, cellular component: trans-Golgi network; endosome. Gene Ontology annotation, biological process: Golgi to endosome transport. NCBI's taxonomy places the organism in Eukaryota, Metazoa, Arthropoda, Insecta, Hymenoptera, Cynipidae. The record is from RefSeq and is a predicted model, not a curated record. The transcript is spliced from 24 exons.
UCGCAAUAACUAUAAUAACUCACAUUGUGAAUUUGUUGCUCUGUUAAUUCUAGUAAUUUUUUUUGUGUCAGCUUCAGCCAAGUUUAGUUCAGUGUUCAGUGGUCAGUGCGCGCGUUCCAUAUUCGCAAAGAAUCGCGAACAACAAACUAGGCGAUAUGACAGAUGGAAAGAAGUUGUUAGAAAAAUCUCGUCGAUUGAACGUGGAAUCCUGAACAUUUCUAAGAUCAAAGUCGUACUUUGCGCGCGAAUUUGAGUGAUUCGUAUCGUUAUCGUGAACCAGUGACCAGAAUAAUCGUGACCUUUCCUGAUUUCGCCAUAACUCUAUCUUAUCGAAUGACAUAUGCCUUGAACUUUAAUCGUUUUCAAUGUCAACAUCGAAGGUGAAUAGUUUGGUUAAGAUGGGUUAGAAUCGCCUUGGAAAGGGUCAGGAUUAAACGGGGUUUUCCCAAUUGACUAUUCCUAAACGAUGAUUCAGAUUUGGAAAGAAAUCGCGACGUAUGGAGAAAUUGGAGCAGAGGUUUUCGUCAUGGCCUCAUUUUAGGGACAAAUAAACGAAAUUUUGUGCGUGCAUUGUGGAUUAGAGUGAUAGUGCUGAGUGUUGAUUCGGUAGUAUGUAAAUAAAGCAAGUUGUCAGUUUUGUUAGGAAGUUGCGUGUCAACAAGCAAAAUGGGUUCCAUCGCUUUGGAAGAGUACGAGCUGAUGAAGGACUCGAAAUAUCGAGUCUAUGUAUCAAACGUGGACAAGGCACUGAAGAGUUUCGAGUACACAAGCGAAUGGGCAGAUUUAAUAUCAGCCCUCGGAAAACUCAACAAGGUGCUGCUAAGUCACAUGAAAUUUCCUGUUAUCCCAAGAAGAAUAAAAAUAUCGAAGAGACUGGCACAAUGUAUGCACCCCGCUUUGCCCUCUGGAGUGCACCUCAAGGCUUUGGACACCUACGACAUUAUUUUUAAAUGCAUGGGAACGAAUAGACUCAGCCAUGAACUUUUCAUUUACAGUGCUGGACUUUUUCCGCUACUCGGCAAUGCUGCCAUGAACGUAAGGCCUUCUUUGCUGACCGUUUAUGAAACUCAUUUUGUACCUCUCGGUGAAAGAUUGAGACCUGGACUGAGCGGAUUUCUCAGUGGGGUUCUACCUGGUUUAGAAGAGGGUUCAGAUCAUUUUGAUAGGACUAAUUCUCUAUUAGAAAAAGUGUGCGAAGGUGUAGGCGCUGAGCACUUUUAUGCGUGUUUGUGGGACUGCCUGGCCUCAAAUUCUGGAAUUCGAUUGCCGGCAAUAUCUUUCGUCUUAUCCCAUUUCAACAAAAAGCUCCUGAUGGAGGAUCAGCUCUACAUUAUGGGAACAAAAGUGGAAAUAAUGGUCACUGCUAUUUCGGCAGGAGUUCAGGACAGUUCUGUAUUGGUUCAGAGAAGCGCUCUGGAUUUAUUACUAGUUGGAUUUCCUGUCCAUAAUAGCCAACUGUGUCGUGAAGAUAUGGUUUCGUUAUUAACAGCUGCUCUAGUCACAAUUUUGAGGAGAGACAUGAGUUUAAACAGGCGGCUGUUUGCUUGGCUUUUGGGCAGCGAAGUGAAUAUGUCAAUUCUGAAGAAAAAAGCAGAUCCUGCUCUAACAGAAACUUCUGCGGCAUAUUUCGAUUUAUAUUCGAAAGGCUUGUUGAUCGAUGCUAUUAAAUCUCUGCUGAAAACUGUCUGUGAUGAAUCUCCGCAGGAUUUAAAGCCUUACAGGAUACUCGUCUCUCUGCUUGAUAAACCGGACAUUGGUCCGGUGAUUUUAGACGACAUUCUCUACGAAAUUUUCAGAACCUUUAACAACGCCUGCAACGACACAGACAAGGUUCCAAAAUCAAACGAAGUAAUCAAAUCAGCCAAUCUUCUCUUCUCGACCCUGGAGCCUUCCUACGUUUGGACCCACUGUGGAGUCCUCUACGAAAAAUCAUGUCAAAUGCGAGUGACAAAUCAGGGAAAAGUGAUGGACGAUUCCGUGAAAUCCGUGGGAAGUGGAAUCCCAGCUCUGAUGGAAGUUUGCACUCUAACUGAAUUCCUUCUCGAAACAGUCUCGCUCGAUGCUUUCAUAGACACACCUUCCGAACACUUGCCAAAGCUCUUCCACGAGAUCAUGUCCAAACUGACAAAUCACGUCGACAUUUUAUCUCCCAUGGAGAUCGAAAAAAGUCUCCGUCUCUGCGCGAAGAUCCUCUCGAAAGUUCAACCGACCGAGACGGCUUCGAGCUUGGAAAAGCGCGACUCCGAAUCAAAACCGGAAGCCAUCAACACUUCAAUUUCGCCGCCCACUGACAACACUCUUUCUGCAAUUCCCCUGGAAAAGAGUCAGUCAGACAGCAAACUGAAUAAGCCCGAGGAGGAGAGUAAUUCGCGGAGUCCGAGUCCGCGAAGAAGAGCGAAUUCGAGUGGCGCGGCUAAAAAGAGUGAGAAAAAGUCGAAAAAGAAGUCGAGUAAAAGCUCCUCGAAGCUGAACAAUUACGCGAUUCAUGCCGACGGAAGUAAUAUUUCAGUUGUCGUCAGUGAGGACGACAAGCCUCUCACACGAAAUAAAAGUAUGGAGAAUCUGAAAACCGAGUUUGGCGAGGCCGAGACCGGUCGACGAUCUCUUUUGGACUCAUCAAUGAAUAAUAUGGGUUCGACUGGUUCGCUGAAUCGAGGACCUUCGCCUGGACUUCGAGCCCAGCAUUCCAUGCUCGAGAAAUGUUUGAGACAGUACGAGCAGUUUUAUAUCAAAUUAAUCACGUCUCGAAUUCUCAGUCAGGAGAGAUCCGUUCCGGGGAUGUUUGACGAUCUGAAAGUGCCUUGCUCGCGUGACAAUCUCCAGGAGAAAACGAGAAAUUUGGAAGCGCUCCUCAACUCGAAAAUCAGCAACGAAGACUCGGGAUUUUUCAGUCAGGAGACGCCAGAGGAGAGACGGGAAAUGGACUUUUCCCUCGCGCUCGAAUCGGUCGAGUCACUCUGGGAGGAAGUGUUGAAAAUCGGGUCCAGUUUGUUCGUGGAACUCUCGACUUUCCCGACCUAUUAUUUAUCGGGCGAUGGAUUGCUCGCGGAUGAUGAGCCACAGGGGAUAAUUGUCCUACCGGAAUGGCUGAAGGUCUUGGUGGUUUGUUCGUGUUGGCUCGGGAAGCAGCCAUCGCUCCAAAUGAUUAGUGUCGCGACUUUGCUGGACUUGAUUGCUCUGUCGAGGGCUCACAGUGAUUUUAAGCCUCAUCUACACUCUGGCGAAGGAGUCACGACAGUUGUUAUGUUGCCUCUCCUGAAGGAGUGGCAUAUUUCUUAUCUGGAGCAGUAUACGAAUGUCUUUCAAGUUCUCGCUUAUUCUUUGUGGCACCACUUGGGAGAACUUCCGGCUCAUAGAUACAGAAUCAGGUGUGUCGAGCUGCUUCACGAACUGCAUCAUACUUUGGAAAGAUCGUGUGAUGCUGUUGAAGAUGUGAUUGGAUCAGCACUGAUGAGUGACAACAUGGAGAAGAAGAUCGAGGCCUUCGACAGGUUCUCAAUGCUCUGGCAUCUCGGCAGAGAAAUUGAGACAAAUCCGAGACUGCGAGGAUGUCUCCGAACAUUCGACAAGUCUCUAUUAAAAAUGCUCGACAAUUUACAGCUCGCUGACAAUUCGCCUCUCAAGUUGCAAUCCCAGUCCUGGUUGCUGCACAGUUUAGUCCGAGGCGACAUUUCCCGAAUUGUCACCCCAGUUCUGCUGAUGCUCCUCGAUCCAUCGACCUGUCGAAUGAGCGUUCUACAUGUCAGCAUUCAGCACAGCAACAUCGUCCUGACGAAGGGCGACCUCGAGGAGAAGUCGGAACUCCAGGAGGAGGAAGGCGCGACGAAUAUUUACGCGAUUAGCUCCGUCGACGGGAAUGUCAUUUACCAUGUGAGCAAUAAUUCCGAGGAGGACAAGAGGUGGCGAAAGGGCAAGAACAGGAUCAAUCCUGUCAAGGUGAAGCGGAUUUUCGCAGUGACGACACUGACCACUAGUGAAAAUGGACAUCGCUAUGUCACCGAGAGGAAUGAAAUGAAGGAGCUUGAGGUGCCGUCUAGCAUAUCCGGAAACAGGCGGAUAUCCGUCUUCGUGAAUCCUCUCUCCCUGAAUAACGAGAAUUCCAACGACUCGGAGGAGGAGGUCCAGGUGAAGAGAAUCAAUGUGCCCAACUCGGAUUUGCUGAAAAACGCGAAGAGGUUCAAGAAGCCGUUUGACAAGGGAUCGACCGGAAGUUUGGACGAGAGUCUCUUCGAGACGGCGAGUAAUAGUUUGAGGUCGAAGGCGAAGGAUUUGAAGCAGUUAAAUGGCGAGAUCGGAUCUUUGGACUCGUUGGCGAAUAGUUUUGACUCGAGUAGUCCGGAUGUUGCGGCCAAGUCGAAGACUAUUGUCAAGAAGGAAUUGACGAUUAUGCCCGGGAGUGCGAAGGAAGUUGCUGGGACGAUUUUGAAGGGGAAGUAUCAGAAUACGUCGAACGAGUUCAGUGGUUAUGAUAUGAAUGACAUUGUUGGGAGCUUCGAGGCGACCACGGAAAUUCCGAGUUGGACGAUGGGCGACGACGAGGGGGAACUUGAGCCGAGCACGACGGCCGAGGAUUAUUUUAGUAAUUCGAGUGCAAUCAGCAUCGUCGAGGAUGUUCUCAAUGAAGUCUUUGAUCGAGUCAUGCUCAUUUGUGAUGACUCGGAGCCUGCGAAAAUCUCGGACGAUUCGAUGCAGUUGGAUGUAGACAUGAAACGCAAUGCCGGUGUGGGAGUUCACAAUCUUCACUCUCACAUGUUGCUUUACUGCGGCGUUUACGAUUCAGAGCGAACACUUUACGCCCUUCGAACUCUUCGAAACGAGCUUUUGACCAACGCAAGGAUGUUUCUUUGUGCGGCCGCGACCACAGGAAUUGCCAACAAUGCCAAAAGUACAGCUUUAUUAAAUCUCUUAGCACGUCACAGAAAAAGCAUUUUUGGGAGAAGUUUUUAUGGCGAUGUUGCCAGCACUGAAUUUUUGGCUGCCUAUCGAAGCAGCAUGUACUUGGAAGUACUUAUCAGCGUGUGCCUUUACUUCGCAAGAAGUUAUUAUCCGAAUCUGGGUCAAAUGAGACUCACUCAGGAAGAAAUAUCAGGAAAUAGACAAGUUCAACUAGCAAGCGUGGAACUUUUGACCCUGAUUUUCUCAGAACUGAUUCCAAUAGCUCGCGAAUCAGGAAAAGGAUUUAGUUGCUACAUCAUCGAUCUUUUGACAAAAUGCAAAGUGCAGAAAGUGGCGCUUCACUGUCUAGCCUCGAGCGUUUUGAAUAUGAAGAACGCGCAGAACGAUAACGAAGACGCUUUCACGUUUACGGAAGAAAUUGUAGCCUUCAAUGAUCCUCAAGUUGAAAAUGAUGUAAAUAAAUGUAAAUGCCGGGCCAGCGAUCACACUGAAGCCUUCCAGAUGCAGUUACUGCGAUUACUUCUGUCGUUGAUAAUGCUCGAACAUCAAAUCGGCGCUCAAAAAGGAGACGACAUUACAUCAGGGGCUAUAUCGACUCCUAAUUCUCCAUUUCGAUCUGGUCAUAAUCUUACGGGAAAUACUUUGAAGUAUGUCACUGGCGCACCGAUUCCACAACAACCCAUGUUCCUCGCAAGCGUUAUCAGUGCUCUAAAGCUGGAUCAUAUGAGACAUUUGCAUCAAUAUUGGACAACUCUCGUGACGUCGAGUCUUCCGUUCAUGGGAGCUUCGUUAACGCACAUAGUCACUUCAGUAAUUCAUCGAUUAUGCUGCAAUAUCGAGCAACUUGCGUCUUAUUACGUUAAUGACGACACCGUUUCAGUCACAAAACUGGAGGAUAUCGCCACUGUCGAGUGCUGCUUACCGGCUGAUUAUACCGUCACUCAUCUCGAAGCCCUGACAUUUCUUUUGCAUUAUUGCCUCCUGGACACGUCCCAGCAAAUUGGCUUUUUCUUCAAUCAUCCACUAAGUGGCGCCAUUCAGACUGGUGUUCCUGGAGUCAAACCUGGACAGAUUUUCAACAAUUUGCUACAUGUUUUCAUGCCGAGUCCGCUCUCUCCGGAACUUGGGGCCACAAAGGACAAAACAGGGUCUAGUGAGCAGCAUUCUCAUGCAAGGAGAACAGCCUUGAGCCAUUUGCCACGAAUAAUUGCUUCUCUUUCAGCUUUAUGGCAAGCUGUUCUUGCAACCAAGGACAACGAGCAGGCAAGUUGCGUUGUUGGAAGUCCAAGAGUGGUAAAACAUCAGCUUCUGGAACUUCUUUCGCCAAUAUCCUUCCACCAUGGAGUCAAUUUUCUUGCCGCGGUUGCCGUUGCCUGGCAUGAGAGGCGACUGCCUUCUGCCAAUACAAAAAGGGUGAUACCGGAAGCUUGUGCAAAUCAGCAAGUGAUAGUUCACCUCGUGAGUGCUAUUCGUGUGAUGCCAUUUGACACUCUCGUGCAAACUGUACAACAAGUCGUAAAAUCACCUCCACCAAUCCAUGGGGUGAAACAAGAUUUUUCGUUGGAAGUUUCCGUUUUGGAAUUGCUCUAUGUCUACAUGCAAAGUAAUACUUCACAGUCUCUCAUUGAAUCCUGGGCCUGUUUACUCGGAUUAUUAAAAGAUGGAUUGUCUCUGACUGCACCUGCUCAGUUCCUAUUGCUGGCUAUUCUCAAUGAAUAUGUACAGAAGUGUCCACCCAUGCAGGAGAAAAAAGAUAUAAGGGACCUGCAAGAUAUUUCCGCAAAGUUAAUUGAAUCUUGCUCGCAAAUUGCCGGCGCGUGUCUGGAACAAACAACCUGGUUGCGAAGAAAUUUGGCAGUGCGGGAGGACGUUUUUGAUGUUGCCGAAGGAUCUUCCGAAGGAAAAGAAGGGAAAAGUGCUGCCGUGACACCCGGAACACUGCCGAAUGCGGCCUAUAGUGUUCAAGCGCAGACUGUCCUGGCUGAAAUUUUGGCUCCUUUAUUGGACGUCAGCUACGGGUCUCAGGAAAAAGAAAGGGUCGCUACUUUGUUAACGAAUCUCAUGUAUAACGUGACACCCUAUCUCAAAAAUCAUACAACAAAAAAUAUUGCUUCGUUCACUGCCUGCUCACAACUUCUGAGUUCUUUAUCUGGGUAUCAAUAUACGAGGAAAGCAUGGCGCAAAGAUGUUCUCGAUUUGUUACUGGAUCCUGCUUUUUUCCAAAUGACAGCUCCUUGUUUGCCUUACUGGAGAACUAUUAUUGACAAUCUAAUGACACAUGACAAUACCACCUUCAGAGAUCUUUUGAAUAAGGUAUCUAUAGCACAAAGUAGCAGUAUCAGUAUCUUCUCUUCAAAAGAACAAGAAUAUGAACAAAGAGCGCAGCUUUUAAAAAGACUGGCUUUUGUUAUACUCUGCAGCGAAAUGGAUCAGUACCACAAAUAUAUGCCCGAAAUUCAAGAACGCCUUGCAGAUAGUCUGCGCCUUCCUCAAGUCAUUCCGUCAAUUCAGGCUCAAGUAUUUUUAUGUUUCCGUGUUUUGCUUUUACGGAUGUCUCCACAGCAUGCAACUUCCCUCUGGCCCGUCAUCGUCAGCGAAUUAGUCCAGGUCUUCCUCCACAUCGAGCAGGAACUCACAACCGAUACCGAGGAGUUUAGUCGUCAGAGCAGUUCGCACAUAAAACUUCUCUCGGCGCUGGACGCAUCAUGGGCAGUAAAUGCGAAUAAUGGUCUUCAAGCUCAUGGGCAUCCUCACUGGCUACAACUACAACUUGCGGCAGCAAAAUUGCUCGAUUUAGCGCUUUUAUUACCUGCACAUCGUCUUCCUCAGUUCCAAAUGUACAAAUGGGCUUUUGUGGGAGACGCUGCAGCGAUUGGCACUGAGAAUAACAACUUGUCGUCUGAUUUUGUCCCACACAUUACUAGGAUAGCGAAACUAAUGGAUAAUAAGUUCCAGGAACGAAUCGUACAACCGAGCCCGCCACCAGGGGAACUACUGCUAACAUCCAACAGCCUUAAAAUUCUCCAAGAUCUGCAUUAUUUUUUCACCGCCCUGAGCAAUCGAUCUGGGGACUCGCAGGGUCCCCUAAAUAUCGCACAACUGGAGACUGUCAUCGAACAAGACUUUCUAGAGAAAAUGCCAACAAUUCCAGCAAGAUAGUAGGAAAGGUGUGUCCUAAAUAAAGGUCUAGCUUUUGUAUAAUAGUGACGCUUUUGACGCCUGCGAUCUAAUUCAGUCGAAAGGUUCGCAAAAUCUCUGACAAAUGAAUCAGUGGUUGAGACUUUAUUCUGUGAAUAAUUAAAUCUAGCUUAGAGUAUCGAUCUUUUAGAGUGGCCACUCAAGACUCGAAAACAAAUUUCCAAUUCGACAUUUUCACGGUUAUUUAUGUUUUCAAAAAUUUUAAUUUCUUAUUUCAAGUAUUUGAAAAGAAAA